AUGGAGGAGCCGGAUGAGCUGGUGCCCGAUACGGGUGCUGUUUUUACAUUUGGAAAAACCAAGUUUGCUGACAAUAUUCCCAGCAAAUUCUGGUUUAAAAAUAAUGUACCUAUACAUCUUUCGUGUGGAGAUGAACACACUGCUAUUGUUACAGGAAAUAAUAAACUUUACAUGUUUGGCAGUAACAACUGGGGUCAGUUAGGAUUAGGAUCAAAGUCAACUGUCAGCAAGCCAACGUGUGUCAAAGCUCUAAAACCUGAAAAAGUGAAAUUUGCUGCCUGUGGAAGGAACCACACCCUAGUUUCAACAGAAGAAGGCAAAGUAUAUGCAUCUGGAGGAAAUAAUGAAGGGCAGUUGGGACUUGGUGACACUGAAGAGAGAAACACUUUUCAUCUAAUUCAAUUUUUUACAUCCCAGCAUAAGAUUAAACAGCUUUCUGCUGGAUCUAAUACUUCAGCUGCACUAACUGAGGAUGGAGAUCUUUUUAUGUGGGGAGACAAUUCUGAAGGUCAAAUUGGUUUAAGAAAUAUAACUAAUGUGUGUGUUCCUCAUCAAGUGACCAUUGGGAAACCUAUCUCCUGGAUCUCUUGUGGAUAUUACCAUUCAGCUUUUGUAACAAUGGAUGGUGAACUGUAUACGUUUGGAGAACAUGAGUGUGGGAAGUUAGGUCUUCCCGAUCAGCUGCUUUUUAAUCACAGAACACCUCAGCCAGUGCCUGGAAUUCCCGAGAAGGUGAUCCAAGUUGCUUGUGGUGGAGGGCACACUGUGGCUCUCACAGAGAAAGCUGUUUAUGCCUUUGGGCUGGGACAGUUUGGUCAACUGGGUCUUGGUACUUUUCUUUUUGAAAGUUCCGAACCCAGAGUCAUUGAGCAUAUUAAGAAUCACAAAAUAAGUUAUAUUUCCUGUGGAGAAAAUCACACAUCUUUGAUAACAGAUCUAGGACUUUUGUAUACUUUUGGAGAUGGUCGACAUGGAAAAUUAGGACUUGGACUGGAAAAUUUUACAAAUCAGUUCAUUCCCACUUUAUGCUCUAAGUUUUUGAGAUUUGUAGUUCAAUUGGUUGCUUGUGGUGGUUGUCACAUGCUAGUUUUUGCCACUCCACGACUUUGUGUGGUAGAAGAAUUCAGAUUAGAUGAAAUGAAUGAUUCUUACUUGUCUACAGAGACUUCUCUGCCCAUCGACAAUCUGACCUCAGGAAACAUACUGCACAGAACUCUAUCAGCACGUGCACGGCGAAGAGAGAGGGAGAAAUCCCCAGAUUCUAUUCGAAUGACACAAACACUACCUCCAGUAGAAGGGACUGGUUUUCCCCCCAGUUCAGUCCCUUUCUGUUUGUCUACAAGUAAGCUGCCGGAGAAAACCAUAUGUGAAAAGGAGGACCCCGUGCAGUCAAUGGAACCAGAUUAUUUUCAAUAUGAAAUGACCGAAGGGAGAGAGACAGAAAAUUCUUCAGCAGCAGAUUCAGAAAGCCUUGGAGAAACUACUGAUAUCUUAAAUAUGACACAUAUGAUGACCCUGAAUUCCAAUGAUAAGUCACUAGAAUUGUCGCCAAUUCAAAAACAAAAGAAACAAGAAAUUGAGAAACUGAUGCAACAUACAGCUCAUACUGAAUAUGAUGAUAGUAAUGAAUAUGAAUAUGAAGAGAUGUCAAAAAUGAACGAAGGGAAAGCAUGUAAACAACAUGUGGCAAAAGGGAUUUUCGUGAUGCCAGCAGCUGCGACCAUGGAAGCAUUUUCAGAUGAGGAAUUUGACCACUUGUCAGAGAUACCAGAGGAGCAGGAAGGAACAGUGAAUUCAGAAAGAAGUGGCGUAGAGGAACAAGAGGUAGAGACAAAUGAGGAAAAUAUGGAGAUGCAUGGAGGAAGAAAGGAGGAGGAAACAGAGUUCGUGUCAGAUGACCUCACAGACAAUGCAGAGAAUGAUGAAUUUUCAGAAAAUGAAGAACUAGAAACAGAAAGUGUGGAUAAGGAAUUUAAUUCUGAAAAUCUGGAAGACGAGGAGAAAGCUGUGGAUGAUAAUGAAAAUGUCCUUUCAGAUGACCACAGUGAAACAGAAGAGGCAGAAAGAAACAAGGACAACUCAGCUACAACCAUUCAAAAGGGAGGAAAAGCCAACCUAGAAGAAUGGGCCAUUUGUGAAUACAAUGAAAAUCCAAAAGGAAACGUGCAUGCUCAUGCAAGGAGCAGUUUUUCAGAAGUCCUGGAAGAUAAUGAAUUGACACGAAAUAAAGACAUAAAAAAACCAAAGAAGAUUUUUCUCUUUAAAAGGAUAUUAUUGACAAGUCAGAAAAGUAAACCUCUCCCAGGAAUAAAACCAAUAGGAGAUCAAAUGCCCUUUAAAAGCAAAAAGGAAGGUGCCAGCAAGAACCAUAUGGGGCAAACUCAUCAGGAUGCUUCACCACCAAAUAGACAGAGAAGGUCAAAAUCUUGUAUGAUACUAUAAAUAUAUAUUUAUGUUUUCAUGGUCACCAAGCAAUUGUUCUUAAGUAAUUUAUGCUUGAAAAACUUUAUGACUUCUGAAGGAAAGUUUCUGAUAACAGACUUUUAAAGAUGUAAGUUAAUAUGUCUUAUUUGGUUUGAGCAUUAUGACCAGUUUUGAUAUUUAUUUAUGCUAAUAUUUUUAACAAGCAGUUUGACAAUAUGUGUAUCUCAAACUCUCCUCCAAGUGUUGUGGCCUUAACUGUUCAGUGUUGCAAUAAAAAAUAUAUUUUUAUAAGUGAAAAUUAAAUUAAGAUAUUUCAUAGUUUUUACUGAACAAUUUUACUUUAUAAUUUCAAAGGCAAUAUUUACAAUCUCAUGACACUGUAACAGUUUUUAAUGUAUUUGCAAUUUUUUAAAAAAGGCAGAAUUGUUUAUAAUGAACAUUUUAAUAAACUAUAUCUGG
Galeopterus variegatus (Sunda flying lemur) is the source of this 2883-nucleotide messenger RNA. RefSeq names its product retinitis pigmentosa GTPase regulator (gene RPGR). The transcript is spliced from 19 exons. Gene Ontology annotation, biological process: ubiquitin-dependent protein catabolic process; protein ubiquitination; visual perception. Gene Ontology annotation, molecular function: ubiquitin protein ligase activity. NCBI's taxonomy places the organism in Eukaryota, Metazoa, Chordata, Mammalia, Dermoptera, Cynocephalidae. Gene Ontology annotation, cellular component: photoreceptor outer segment. Bases 1 to 2442 code for a protein of 813 amino acids. The record is from RefSeq and is a predicted model, not a curated record.